Anopheles merus is the source of this 3239-nucleotide messenger RNA. RefSeq names its product protein N-terminal asparagine amidohydrolase (gene Ntan1). Gene Ontology annotation, molecular function: protein-N-terminal asparagine amidohydrolase activity. Lineage: Eukaryota; Metazoa; Arthropoda; Insecta; Diptera; Culicidae. The transcript is spliced from 8 exons. Gene Ontology annotation, cellular component: nucleus. The record is from RefSeq and is a predicted model, not a curated record. Gene Ontology annotation, biological process: ubiquitin-dependent protein catabolic process. Bases 1263 to 2195 code for a protein of 310 amino acids.
CCAAGCACAGCGAAGGUUUUCGUAGCUGCCAGCUGAUCGUUUUGGUGCGGGCGUAGAAAAUUAGUUACGUUGUUUUUGCUACUUUUUUGGUGCAAAUUAGUUUACUUCCGUGCGGUACAAAAGGGGGAAAAGUGUUCGUGGUGCUAGUAACGAAAGAGCUUAAGCAAUAUACACAAUUACCGUUGUAUUGCCGUAAACAUUGUACAAAUCCUGUUCCUAAGCCUGUAUCGGGUCCGAUUGUUGUGUUGUAUUCGUAUUGCAGACUUACUCUCCUGCGACAAAAAUCCUCCAUGUAACGAGCGUUCCGUCGUGCGUUAAAAUGCUGAUCAUCCCUCCAGUGUGAGCGGUUCAACAAUCAGCUGAGCUUAAUAACGCCUGAAAACGAAUAACGCUGAAGCAAGACAGAGAGAGAGAAGCACUAUCCUCCUCAACAGUUGUCCACGCUCUCCCGGCAGCAUCACAGCGGAUCUGUGGCCCCACGUCAAGCGAAUCGACGUCUCAACCGCACGCUCAGUCUGCCCACAACACCGACCGGGUGAACAUCGUUCAGCAACAUUCGUGCGCACAGGCACUGUACAAUGAACCAUAAAGUGAUCGCGAGUGGACAAGUGUAGUGAAAAACGAAUAUGACGAUGUUUUAAAAAAGAUAUACAACAUUCAGCGAAAGUGCCACAAAUCCCGAUGUAGCGAGGAAAGUGAUGAUCUUACACUCAUCCAGCAGACAUCCCGAUCUGUGUUGCUCAUCUGUUGUACAUUUUAUGGGCAGCAAAACAAACACUGCUGAUAGUGGCUACUGAAAGUGUAUCAACUAAUGCAUCCUUCCGACGCGGCUGUUUAUUAUAUCGUCCCGGUGUGCUUACGUUCCGGCUUGAUAGUGAACUGAUUAGAUGUGCUUCCAUCUUGUGUGGAGCAGGAAAACAUAGAAAGAAGGAAAGAUUAUAGUGAGUGUUUGUGUGGCUGUGUGUGUUUGUGGAAAAUAUUUAGUGGAAGCUGAUUUGUUUCCUGGUAGCGAUUACGGUUUACGCCGUACGUCCGUUUUUUUCUGCCGGCAAACGGGUCAGGCGAAAGAGUGUGUCUAGUGGGUGUGCUGCAGCUUCAUUUGACACGUGAACGCGCUGAUUAAUUGACCAUAUUGCUUUUCAUCAACAACAAUAAAAAGCAGGAAGUGAACUGAAGGAAGUGACAUCCAACCAGGGGAAGCCAUCCGCCUUUGCUUACUGCAAAUACGACAGAUCGUUCGAGCAACCGGAGCUCAACUCACCAUGGUGCUGGUGCUGAACGGUGUGAUACAGGACGAGCGUCCCAUCAACACGCACGCUCUGUUCCUGGAGCAUCCGGUGUACCGGGAAACGGCCACACAGCUUCUCUCGAUUCCUACGAAAACGGUUGGUGCACCAGGCUUGCUGUAUGUGUGCCAGCGAGAAAUGGCCGCCGUCGCUCCACACGAUCGAAACGUGAACAUAAUAGGAUCGGACGAUGCAACCACAUGCAUUAUCGUCGUAGUGCGGCAUUCCGGUUCCGGUGCGAUCGCACUGGCACACCUGGACGGCAACGGUACGGACGAGGCCGUGUCGGCAAUGGUCGCCCGCGUCCAGGAGCUCGCGUUCGGCUACCCGGAAGGCCGCAUCGAGCUACAGCUUAUUGGAGGCUUCAGCGAUCCGCAGGGCUAUGCGGAAGAUCUGUUCAGUAAUAUUAUGCAAUCAUUCCACAAACAUCCGCUGGAGAUCGAUCUGACCCAGUCGUGCGUCGGCGAGCUCAACACGAUGGUGCGCGAUGACAUCAACUGGCCGAUCAUCUACGGCGUCGGCGUGAACAUCAAGACGGGCGAAAUCUUUCCCGCCAACUUCCCGGACAAGGGACCGGAUCUGCCACUGCGCAUGGCGCGACACUUUACUGGAAGCCAUCAGGUGCUAGAUAUAUAUGAUGCCGCUGUUGGUAUGCUGCGCAUCGGUCCAUUCAAUUACGAUCCACUGCGUGGCGUUGAUCUUUGGUUGGCGCAGAGCGAUGAGUUUAUACUGAAGCAUCUUUCCACCAGUCCGGAGGUGGAACCGCCACACUUUGCCAUGCAGGUCCGUGCCACACUUAGAUACAUUCAGGACAAUCAGUUCCCGGCCGUUACCGUCUUCCGCAACAACAAUCCCCACUACUUCCGGCGGGACGAGACGACCGGCUGCUGGACACCGGUUCGGUACUGAGAGCCAGACGGUUGGCGGGCCUAUUUCUUCGCUCACGACAGAGGACACAACGUUGUAUACCGCUUCCGUAGAUUGAUUUCCCCCCAGAGCCCGUCGUAGUAGUGUAGUAGUGUACUGCUUUCCCUUGUUUUCUUCCAAUCCAAACAUAUUUAUCAAAAACAAAACCUGUCGUGCCAACACAAUAUAUAUGCGUAAAGGCGAAAUGUUAUAAUAUUAUGAUUCCCGCGCAGCUUGUUACAUUUACAUUACAUUAGUUUUCCUCUCUUGGAACCUUGGAAGAUUCGUUUAAUUUUAGUGCCUUUGUCUGUGUGUCUGUGUAGCUGGAAAUAUGCUCCUGUUUUUUUGUACAUCUUCUAAACUAAAACGACGUUCAAGCGUUAAAAGCAAAGAGUGGUAACGAUCUGAAUACGCUCUCUAUCGGUUCAGUGUUCUUUCUUUCUUUAAAUCAAUAUCUAUGCUAAAGGACAAAGGGCAUACGUUCAGAGAGCAAAGGGAGCUAAAAGACUCCACUUGCUAUAAAACAAACGAAAAACAUUACCCCUUUGCAAACCCUUUUCGGUAUUGAACAGUUUCUCUAUUGGCAGUUUAUUGUGAUUGCUGAGCUCUACUAUUUAACGAAUAAUAAAUCAAUUUAAAUAUGUUUAAUUGAGAUAGUGCUUUUUAUGCAAGAAUAGUUUUUUUUUUCCUUCAAUUUAUAUUAGCAUUUUAUUGGUUUUGUAAGCAAGUUACAGUAUCCGAAAUUAUUCACAAUCAAUCAAGACAAAAACCGAGCUCAAGUAAAUGGUUGUCCGGCGUCAUAAUAAAUAAAUGACUGUUCUCUAAAUAUUUACUCGGGCAGAUAUAUUUGAUGAAUAGUUAUGACGCAUAGUAAAAAAGCGGGACAUUGGAUUUUCUAAGAAAACAGGAGUUUAGUCAACUUUUUUGUUCUUUACUUUAAAAACAAGUCAAUUUUACUUCGACCUUUAACGCUGAUUUUCUACGCUGAAUACGUAGUUAGCUGAACUUCACACAAUAAAGAGUGAUUGUUUGAAUUUUUUUCUAGAA